Messenger RNA from Carassius gibelio (silver crucian carp), 4096 nucleotides. Its product is annotated as C-X-C chemokine receptor type 5-like. Gene Ontology annotation, cellular component: membrane. The record is from RefSeq and is a predicted model, not a curated record. Lineage: Eukaryota; Metazoa; Chordata; Actinopteri; Cypriniformes; Cyprinidae. The transcript has 2 exons. Gene Ontology annotation, biological process: G protein-coupled receptor signaling pathway; immune response; chemotaxis. The coding region runs from base 108 to 1238 and encodes 376 amino acids. Gene Ontology annotation, molecular function: chemokine receptor activity.
UGAAACUCAGAGUGUGAAUCAUGGGUUGGUUGUUCAGUGGGGUUUUAUCACUGAAACACUGCUUUCCUUUAAACCCGAAGUGAAGGACGCACACUUCUGAGACAACAAUGGUCACUCACAUCAAGACAAACAUGGAGCAAAUAACACAUAAAGUUGUUUAUGAAAAUUUUCCGGAUGAUCUUUUUAAUGACUAUGAAAAUGUAACAGACGGACCUUCUGAUGGAGUACUGUACAUCUGCGAAAAAGAAAAUAUCCCACUGCAUCUGUUUCACUCUGUGUUCCAACCUCUUGUAUAUGGUGUGGUCUUUUUCCUGGGCCUAACAGGAAAUGGCCUCCUCCUGACCAUUCUGCUAAAACGCCGGAGGAACCUGCGCGUCACAGAGAUCUAUCUGCUACAUCUGGCACUGGCUGACCUGCUCCUCCUCUUCACUUUACCAUUUGCAGUUACCGAAGGGGUAGUUGGGUGGCCUUUUGGAAACUUUUUGUGCAAGCUAUUGGGACUUAUUAAUCGCCUAAAUCUGGUGUGUGGGAGUCUGCUUUUGGCAUGCAUCAGUUUCGAUCGCUACCUCGCCAUUGUGCACGCCAUCCCCAGUCUCCAGACCCGUCGACCUAAGACCGUUCACCUCACCUGUGCACUGCUCUGGCUCCUAUGUCUAUUUGUGACCAUUCCCAAUAUGGUGUUCCUGUCUGUGGAGAAAGAGAACAACUCUACCAGGUUUUAUUGUUCUUACAGCAACCAUGGCAUCCAUGCAAACAACUGGAAGUUGACCAGCCGCUUCAUCACACACCUGAUGUGCUUCUUUCUGCCUCUGUUGAUCAUGGGGUACUGCUACACGUCUGUAAUCAUCACUCUUUGCCAAAGCCAGAGAAGUCUGGAGAAACAGGGAGCGAUUCGACUGGCCCUACUAGUUACACUGGUUUUCUGCCUGUGCUGGCUACCAUAUAACAUCACCAUUUUUAUGCAUACCCUGGUGAUCUUGGGUGCUGAGCAGAGCUGCCAUGCUCACAGCAAACUGGAACAGGCGAUAAUAGUAACAGAGAGCAUUGGCUUUUCCCACUGUUGUCUGAAUCCAAUCUUGUAUGCCUUCAUUGGGGUCCGUUUUCGAAGAGACCUCCUGCAGUUGCUCGCAAAGAUGAAGUGUCUGCGUGUAUGCCUGUCAGGUCUGCGCAUUAAACAUUUGAACAAGGUAUCUGUCUCAGAGGCUGUUUCUACCACAACAAGUAACCAAUAUAUCUAAUAGCAGCUGAGCAUUUCUGUACGUAUUUUUUUCUUCUUUAAAGCACCAACUAUCUGUGAUUUGCAGCUUUACCUGCACACUGAGCCAGUCGCUGCACAUGACUAUAUGCACAUAAUGUGAGCGCAUGAAAUAAUUAUUAAUUUGGACAAUCUGUUAGUCAAAGGUUAAAUUUCAUUAAUAAGCAAAUACCUAAAAUUCUAUAAUGCUUUGCCCUGUGUUUUGAAUGGAUUCUAUUAUAUACCAGAUAAAAAAUGGUUCUGUAACAAAUAUUUGGAAAUAAAAAGUGAUAUAAUUCUAUCAAUCUGAUUUAUUAAAUUUUUUUAGGGUUGGUUGACUUUUUUAUUCUAGGCUUGAUUCCGUUUAUGGGGUGCAGUCUAACAUGUUAAUGCUUAUUUAAAAAAUAAAUAAAUAAAUAAAUUAAAUUAAAACGCAUUAUUUUACACAUAAUUCACCUUUAAUCCACACCCCUCUAGCCCUUCUCCUAUACACAAAUCCGCCGUAAACUCUAUGAGCGCCGCCAUCUUGCCUGCCGCCAUUACUGCGUGCCUGCGAAGUGUGACGCUUGCCGGUGCCCUCUAAUGAGAUUUAAAUGAAUGCGGAUCCUGCUCAUUAAAGAAAAUGUCUGGUGAAAGGCAACAUUGGGUAGAUUAUUGACAACAAUGUAAUAAUGUAAAAAUAUGUAACGUAAUUAAGAAGUGUAUUAAUUGAUGACAAUUAACAAUAAAACCAAACACUGUUAUUACUAGCUGUUUUGCUAAUAUGUUCACAUCUUCACAAUAUCAAAUAACUAUUAUUAAAUAACUUUUUUCAUAGUUUGGCUGGUCCUGCGACUUAUAGUCAGGUGCGACUUAUCAAAAUUAAUUGGACAUGAACCAAGAGAAAUGAACUAACAGAAAACAUUACCGUCUACAGCCGCCAGAGGGCGCUCUAUGCUGAUCAGUGCUCCUGUAGUCUACACUGAGCAGCAUAGAACUCCCUCUCGUGGCUGUAGACGGUAUUGUUUUCACUUGGUUCUUGGUUCUAAAUAAAUGCGACUUAUAGUCCGGUGUGACUUAUACAUGUUUUUUUUCCUCGUCAUGACGUAUUUUUGGACUGAUGCGACUUAUACUCAGGUGCGACGUAUAGUCCGAAAAAUACGGUAAUUAUUUUUUUCCCCUUUUAGUCUGACCAACUUGCCGAUUGUAAUUGCGUUAAGACCCACAGAUUUUUUAACUCUUCAAAAAACUAAUACAAAUGCAAUAAAAUGUCAGACACAAGCUUUUCACACACACUCACGCCACACAUCCAUUUUCUCACACACAGAAAAAUCGCGAAGCAAAGAGGACAUGGAGAUCGACAGACGAGAAAGAGCAGGCUAUAGGAAAAAAAAAACCCCUCAGCUCUCAGAUUCCGUCAAUUUCAUUACGAAAUUCAAACAAUGAAUACUCCUCCGCUCGACCAGGAACUCUGUGUAAUCUGUAUGGCCGUAAACAUGGGCAGUCAAUGUGCAACAAAGGUUCAUAAAUUUAACAAACUGUUUUAUUCCAGGCCUGUAGUUUUGUGCUGUUGUUAAACAGCCAACCACACAACACGCUCUUUCCGGCAUAACUGGACAGCAUACGUACUAAAAAAAAUAAAUAAAAAUAACUUAUCAUACAUCUAACAUUUGCUACAGCGGCCUACGGGACCAACGCUACUUCUGCUACUCCCUAAGCAGCAAGGCACACAGUAAUGGCGGCACUGCUUUGCUUCCGUGUUUUGCCGGAUUUGUGUAUAAACGCUAUGAUCAUUUCCUGCUUUUAUGAAGCCUCUGCCUCAGAAAUACGUAAUGGGCUCUGACUGGUUAGCUAGUCCAGUGUAUUGUGGUUGGCUAAACAGUCUCUAAUGCGCGUCUGAGCAUUCUGCCCCACACUUCAGCAGAAUGUGCUCCGGUUGUAUUGUAAACAAUGGCAUCAUCUAUAUUGCUUAUCAAUUUGAGCUCAAUUGAGGAUAUUAGUAAGAAUUUCAUGCAGAAACUGUGCAAGCACUGCUCUAAAUGGAAUGUUUUUGUUUGUUGUUGUUGCAUUUGUAAAUUCUACUGCUUCAGUCAGCUUUUAAUAUAGGCUACGGGUUUAUCCUGACUAAAGUUUUAAUACAGUACAGCAACUGCACGUACUUCCAUUCAUAAUGCUUCUCAUAUAGCUCCAAAUUUAACGCAGGGACAGCCGGGAGCGAAUAUGAAAUACCCCGUGGUGCUUUUAACGUGUACCAAUAAAGGAACAAUAUAUUAAAGGAUAGAUUUCCUGACCUGCAGUAUCCUGAUAUCUUCAACUACUGUACCUCAUCAACUUUCCCUCCUAAGGUAACUCUGGAGACUCUUUAUAAGCCUACAAAACCUUGGAGGGGUACAAAUGGACAGAGUCAAUUUUUUUUUGCGAUGAAUAUUCAACCUGCUGUGUUGUCACUGAAAGGGUAAGUCAACUGUGUUGUUAGUCAACGUAAACGACCCAAGUUGUCCUUAUAGUCAGCCAACACAACUGCAUAACUGUGAGUACAGUAGACAUCAUAAAUUUCAUGAAAUCUUACCCGUUUAAUCCCAAAUGUUGUGUUGGUUAGCAUGUUUUAUUGCACUGAACCAUUUUAGUUUUAUAUGGGGAUCCUUAUAGGAACACAAUAUAAUGGUUUCCCCUUUGCUUUAUAGGACAAUCGUGCAUAUUUAAAAAUGCAGAGUUUUGAAUUAAAGAUAACUUAUUUGAUAUGGGCUGCUUUUGGUGCUUGACACUUUUUUAUUGUUCAUUUUGUGUGUAUUACGAUUAAGGUAGGCUGCAAGGUUAAGAAGCAUACUUAAAUGUAAAAUGUUCUUUCUCUAUUUUGCAAUAAAAGAUGGUUUCCCUUACUGA